AUGAAGACAUCAAUAAAAGUGAAGCAGUUAUGUCAGCAAGUUGCAAAGUCACUUUUGGGAGAAGAAAUUGAUUACGAAAAAGUAAAGAAGCUUGCUUCCGAUUCAAAAUUUGAAGUGGGUGACGUGAAGGCAUGUGUUGCGGCCGUGGCGUUUGUGCUGAGCUCGUCUGCAAGGCAUGGGGUGGACGAAGAGGCGCUGGGCAGCGAGUUGCAGCAGCUUGGUCUGCCCCGCGAACACAGCAUGGCCAUCUGUCGAGUGUACCGCGACCAUGUCGCAAGCAUCACUGCCCACCUCCAGAGCAGCACACUGCGAUGUUAGGGAAAUAAGCACGUGCAGUGGCGAGUGGAUGUUGCGUCGGAGUGCAGUGUUCCUAAGGAAUCGGAGGUCAGAAUGCAUCCAGAGGUACAGCUGUCCUUAGAUGUACGUGACACUGUGGCUGACAAGUCAGUGAAUCACAGACUGGUUCUCUCCGCAGAGCAGUUAACUAUGCUCAUCUCAGAUUUGAAGAGAAUUUCUAGCCAAAUGGACUCUUUGCAAUAAGAAACUUCUUUGUCUCUUCAGAUUCAGAAUUAGACUUGAAGAGAUUGCAUUGAGAUGCAAUAAAAUGAGUCCCUUUUAGCACAAGUGAUUUAACUCAGUGGAGUUAAUCAACUAGGUUGAUUUCAUUGUUCAGCAAGUGGCAUUCUGUGUCUAUCUUACAUUAGUGGCACUGCGACUAGCUACUGUGUGACAGUGCUAGUGGCAUUGCCACUAGCGUAAGAUAGGCAUUGAAUGCUACUUGCUGAACAUAAUAUCAACUUAAGAGGAAAAUGAAGUUGCAUCAUUUGAGCUUUAAGUGGUUCAUAUAUUCGAGAAUGAAUUUUUUCUGUGAUUUAUUUUAUAUUCAAGAUACAAUUAAAUAGAUGUUAGAAAUAUAUUUGUAUAGCUACAUGGUAUGACUCCCAAAUAGGAAGUGGCUUGCUGUCAGUACUGAAGUUCUCAAUUUGUUACUAGUAAAUGUUCUAAUGCCUAAUAAUGGGAUAAUGGCUGGUAUUACUCUGUAAAAGAUAUUUGAGAUAUAUCUUUGAUAAAGAACUUUGUGAAAGUUCUUUGAACUUCGACAAAGGAAUCCUUGACAAAGAAAUUUGACGAAUGUAUUACAUUUUGUCCAAUAUUUUGUGUAGUUUUGCUUGCAAUUGAAGAUGGAUGACUCACAAUUAGUUGUAUUUGUGCCACUUUAUACUUAAUAAUAACUAAUGUAUGUUUAAUCAACACCACCUAGAUAGCGUUGGUUUAAUGCUGAAGAAGUAAAAGGUAAAAAGGAGGCAUUUGAGGGUAAGGCCGUGGGUUGCAGCAUAAAUUAAAGAGCUUAGAAAUGAAAAAUUUGACGAUGGAUGAGGAAAUAUACAAUUUCUAUUGUCAUUCAUCUUCUUUUUUUUGAAAUUGGAACCUCUGAUUUUGAAGUUAAAAGAAUUAACUUCAUGAAUUGGGCAUUUUCCAAAUUUCAUAUUAUUCACUUCUCGGGAAAAAGUUUUAUACGUCUCAAGUCGUUUGGUUUUAUUUUUGUAGUCUGAAUGAACAGUAUUAUAUUAACAUUCUAAUUGCUCAUGCUCUGCAAUUAGAACUUUGGUUGAAGCAAUACCCCACUUAUACCUAUUGGAUGCCAUGUUACCAAAUGUAUGAUAAAGCUUGGACGCUUGAGGCUACAUUUUAUCACAGAAAUUUUAUAAAAGAAACUUUUAUAAAACAUUAACUUUUACACUGACAUAUGUUCCCUUAUAAAAGAUCUUUGACAAAGAUCUUUUACAGUGUAAUACCCACCAAUGCAUAUUAUCUAGGCUGAACCCACAUGGAUUUCCUACUUCAUAAAUCAAAUGUACCCCAAUGAUAUUUCUGAAUGAAAAGAGAGAUAUUUAAGUUGUUAAGUCACAUGUUAGUAGCCAACCCAGAAAUUUUCCAAAUCGAGAGGAAAAAGCUCUUUUUUAUAUUGUAUAUUUUUGCUUGUAUUAUUAUAAAUUUUGUGAUAUAAUAAAUGAAAUAUAAAUUUAGAAAGUUCUGUUGUAAAAAUGUUGUUUAAUGUGGUAGCUUCUGGUACUCUUCCUAUUCAGAAUGUCGUUGCAUCCGCAAGAGAAGGAAAUGCCCUUCCUUCCGCAGGCGUGCUUAGAAAAGUUUUGAAGAACAAAAAACUUAAAAUUGCUUUGUGGAUUUCCAGUGGGGGAACGAGGGACAUGCGGUGAACAUAAAUGAAUGUGUGAAGAAAUGGCGGCCGGCGGGUUGUAAAUUAAGGUCACGUAUGUGUCAC
Molecule: messenger RNA, 2281 nt
Organism: Gryllus bimaculatus (two-spotted cricket)
Lineage: Eukaryota; Metazoa; Arthropoda; Insecta; Orthoptera; Gryllidae
Source: the annotation of a GenBank genome assembly